Molecule: messenger RNA, 3181 nt
Organism: Loxodonta africana (African savanna elephant)
Lineage: Eukaryota; Metazoa; Chordata; Mammalia; Proboscidea; Elephantidae
Gene: DYNC1LI2
Product: dynein cytoplasmic 1 light intermediate chain 2
Exons: 13
Coding region: 27-1505 (492 amino acids)
Biological process (GO): microtubule cytoskeleton organization; microtubule-based movement
Cellular component (GO): centrosome; cytoplasmic dynein complex
Molecular function (GO): dynein heavy chain binding
Source: RefSeq, a predicted model, not a curated record
CCCUCUUUGUGGCUGCAGUUGGCAAGAUGGCGCCGGUGGGGGUGGAGAAGAAGCUGCUGCUGGGCCCCAACGGGCCGGCAGUCGCGGCCGCCGGUGACCUGACCACUGAGGAGGAGGAGGGCCAGAGUUUGUGGUCCUCGAUCUUGAGUGAAGUGUCCACUCGCGCCAGGUCCAAGCUGCCGUCCGGCAAGAACAUCCUGGUUUUCGGUGAAGAUGGUUCUGGUAAAACAACCCUUAUGACUAAGCUACAGGGAGCUGAGCAUGGCAAAAAAGGAAGAGGCCUAGAAUAUCUCUACCUCAGCAUCCACGAUGAGGACCGAGAUGAUCACACGCGCUGCAAUGUGUGGAUUCUGGACGGAGACCUGUACCACAAAGGCCUGCUGAAGUUUGCUGUUUCUGCUGAGUCCUUGCCAGAGACCCUGGUCAUUUUUGUUGCAGACAUGUCUAGGCCUUGGACUGUGAUGGAAUCUCUUCAGAAAUGGGCUAGUGUUUUACGUGAGCACAUUGAUAAAAUGAAAAUUCCACCAGAAGAAAUGAGAGAACUGGAACGGAAGUUUGUGAAGGAUUUUCAAGAGUAUAUUGAGCCUGAAGAAGGUUUUCAAGGUUCCCCACAGAGAAGAGGGCCUCUGACCUCAGGCGCAGAUGAAGAAAAUGUUGCCCUGCCUCUCGGUGACAAUGUGCUUACUCAUAACCUGGGGAUCCCAGUAUUGGUGGUGUGUACAAAGUGUGAUGCAGUGAGUGUCCUGGAGAAGGAGCAUGACUACAGGGACGAGCACUUUGACUUCAUCCAGUCACACCUUCGGAGCUUCUGCCUACAGUAUGGAGCUGCCUUGAUUUACACAUCAGUGAAGGAAGAGAAAAACCUCGACUUGUUGUAUAAGUACAUUGUUCAUAAAACCUAUGGUUUCCACUUUACCAUACCUGCCUUAGUUGUGGAAAAGGAUGCAGUUUUUAUACCCGCAGGCUGGGACAAUGAAAAGAAAAUAGCUAUUUUACAUGAAAAUUUCACAACAGUGAAGCCAGAAGAUGCUUAUGAAGACUUCAUUAUGAAACCUCCUGUGAGAAAGCUGGUCCAUGACAAAGAGUUGGCAGCGGAGGAUGAGCAAGUGUUCCUAAUGAAGCAACAGUCACUCCUUGCCAAGCAGCCAGCCACGCCCACAAGAGCUUCCGAAUCCCCUGCAAGAGGACCUGCUGGUUCGCCAAGAACCCAGGGCCGGGGAGGACCAGCCAGCGUACCCAGCGCCUCCCCAGGCACAUCGGUAAAGAAGCCAGAUCCAAACAUCAAAAAUAACGCAGCAAGUGAAGGGGUGUUGGCUAGUUUCUUCAACAGUCUGUUGAGCAAGAAGACAGGCUCUCCUGGAAGUCCUGGUGCCGGCGGGGUGCAGAGCACAGCCAAGAAGUCAGGACAAAAAACUGUGUUGACAAAUGUUCAGGAAGAACUGGAUAGAAUGACUCGAAAACCAGACCCCAUGGUAACAAACUCUUCAACGGAAAAUGAAGCCUGAUACUCGUUAAAAAGUGUAUAUGUAAAAUGACCAAAUAACUAUGUAUAUUGAUCUGCUAAGACCAGGAUUUUUCUGAUAUGGCACAUGCUAUCAGUUUUUUGGGGCCAGGGAGAUAACUUAAAAAAAACAAAAAAACAAAAAACAAAAAAAAACUUCAUUGGCUUGUCCGAGUGUGAAAUGCCCAUUUAGGAAGGUUACGUGUCAGACCCCUUUGUUAAGGAUGACCAUUGGACUCUCGGGCAUGUGGCUGUCUUAUGGACACGAGUGCAGCUGGGCUUCUUGUGGAGGGGAAGGUGGAUGGAGGGAAAGAGGCCCCAGUUUCUAUCAGGGUGAAGCAAAUGAGACCAGGAAAUCAUUGAUCAGAUGGCAGUUAGUCUGACCAAUUGCCUGUUAGCAAAUUCACUUGUUCUUGAGAAGCAGAUGAAAUGGCAAAAAGUCCAGGGAAGAGAAAGACUGAAGGAGGAAUGAGAGAAGUGAUGAUGGGGAAGCUGAACGUUGAGGGAGGUGGAAGAAGGAGAUGAGCAGUGUUAGUAAAUACUGUGUGUUCAGUAGAAGUCAAAUAAUCAUUGUUUAAGAUUUAAGUUUAGAAGCAUUUCCAAACUAAACACUAAAGCAAAAUGGGAAUUAGACUUGUUCUGAAUGCAUCUUUAGCUUAUCAGAGAUGUGUUAGGUGUGGGGGUGCCUGCGUCAGGUGAAGCUGACACGGGUGGGGAAGACGGCAGGUUGCCCAGGACCCACAUGCUUGAUCCAGGCCAUGGCCUUGUAGGAGGUGCUAGGCUCCACGCAUAUGCAUUGUGGGGCAGACAGUCACUGUGGGAUGCGUUGAAAGUCAGCAGUUACAAAUUUAGUUAACUUUGAAUUGUGUUUUCUAAAUAGCGCCUGCUUUAUUUAAUUUUUUUUUUUUUUAACUACCACAGGCUGGCCUACUAAUAGAGUGAGUGACUGACCUCUCGUUUUACCAUAAUGCAGUGCGCUACAGAAAGUCCAAGGGAGGUUGUUAAUGUCAUUGCAGUCUGGUUCAUUGGCUUGCACCAGUCCCUGCCUUACAGUCCGUGGAGACCUUCACAGAUUUCCACUGAUAAAAAAAGGGUCUUGUCUUAGUUUUCUGGUCUGAGCAGUGCUAUCAGAGGGAAGAAUAAGUGUGAAUGUUUUAUAUGGAAAAUGGAAAUGAUACAUUUCUCUGGUUUUGUGUUUUUCAUAAAACAUAGCAUUUUUUUCUUAUGGAAAUAAGAGUUUCAGGUGUCUCCCCAUUUACUGCAAAUUCAUGCACAGUGUCAUGUCAUGCCACCAUUCUGGAAAUGACUGUUGUGGAUUUGAAAUGGCACUUUUAAUUUUAUACAUGACGCAGCAUUUAAAUGCAAACACUACCAUGAAUUUAAUGUGUAAAGCAUUUGUUGUCAAACCAAGGGAAAAACCACAAUUCACUUAUGUGGAGUUUACUUUUUUAUAUGAAUGUUUUUUGUAAUGUGUCUGCGUAUAACUUCCCUAAUGUCGUUACUUUUGCAUACCAGAUUUGAUUGACCACUAAUAAACUACUGGGCAUAACUAAUAGCCUAUAUUAUAUAACAAGACUCUAAGAUGGUCUUGAAUUGCUUUUUUGUAAAUGUCUGAACACUGUUAAGGAGAGAGCUGAGUAUUUACUUGCCUUUCUGACAAAAAAAAAAAAAAAAAACAAA